This is a messenger RNA of Paraphaeosphaeria sporulosa, 1686 nucleotides long. RefSeq lists its product as uncharacterized. Gene Ontology annotation, molecular function: zinc ion binding; nucleic acid binding. Gene Ontology annotation, cellular component: preribosome, large subunit precursor. The transcript is spliced from 2 exons. Bases 1 to 1686 code for a protein of 561 amino acids. The record is from RefSeq and is a predicted model, not a curated record. Gene Ontology annotation, biological process: ribosomal large subunit biogenesis. Lineage: Eukaryota; Fungi; Ascomycota; Dothideomycetes; Pleosporales; Didymosphaeriaceae.
AUGGCGACCCAAGCAGCGCCCUCGGUGCAGUCCACGCACCCCUUCACCUGCAACACGUGCCAGGUCGCCUUCCGCUCCGGCGACCUGCAGCGCGCCCACAUGCAGACCGACUGGCACCGCUACAACCUCAAGCGCCGCGUCGCCUCGCUGCCGCCCCUCUCCUCCGAAGUCUUCACCGAGAAGGUCCUCGCCAACAAGGCCUCGGCCGCCGCCACCGCCGCCAGAGCCUCGUUCGAGAAGUCCUGCGGCCCCUGCCAGAAGACGUACUACAGCGAGAAUGCCUACAACAACCACCUCAACAGCCAGAAGCACAGGGCCAACGUCGCCAAGGCCGGCUUCGACGAUGCCGCCUCCGUCACAGGUUCCGUCAUGAGCUCCGCUUUCAGCCUGGGCGAGUCCAUGGCCUCAACCGCAGACUCCGAGACGACCGAGCUGGACCCCGAGGCCGAGAAGGACUUUUCUGACGUGGCCGACGGCAUCAACAACACACGCAGCGAUGCUUCCGAGCCCCUCUCGCGCCGCCCUGCACGACCCCACCCUUCGCGAGCCGCCGCAAAGCCCGAGCAUCCACUGUCCCCAACGGCCGCCAACGAGAGCGCCAGAGAGGAGGAUGGGUCCUCGGUCGCGUCCAGCAACAAGACACAAACAGACCCUCUCCAGGACUGCUUGUUCUGCAACUACCGCUCCCCCAACUUCUCGCUCAACCUUCACCACAUGGGGCGCCACCACGGCAUGUUUAUCCCGGAGAAAGAGUUCCUCGUCGAGCCCGAGAGUCUCAUCAAGCACUUGCACGACAAAAUCUACGAGCAACACGAGUGUCUCAAGUGCCACAAGCACGCCCACUCGUCACACGGCAUCCAGACCCACAUGCGCGACCGAGGCCAUUGCAUGAUCGGUUUCGAGACUGACGAAGAGCUGGUCGAGAUUGGCGAAUUCUACGAUUUCCGGAGCUCAUAUCCCGACGCAGACCGGUUCAAUGAUAUGGAGCAAGAUAUCGAUUCGGAUGACUCCACAUCUACCGCGGGCGGCGGCGUGAAGCUGGGCGCAGCACGGAAGACGGUCACCACAACCGAGGAUGACGAAGCUGUCCACUCGGGUGAAGAAGAAGAUGAAGGAUGGGAGACAGACAGCACUGUGUCGAGCGUGCCCACCGACGAGAUUACCGCCAUUCCGAUUGAUCGUACCCACCGCCACAAGCUUCUCAACAAAUCAAAACACCACGCCCAUGGCGAUCCUCGACCACACAAGAGCGCCGACGGAUUCCACUCGCACGCCCACGCCACACCAGUGGCUGUCUACCACGACGACUACGAGCUCCACCUCCCGACAGGUCGCGUUGCAGGCCAUAGGUCACUCAACAAGUACUACCGUCAGAACCUUCGCAACUACCCUGGAGUCGCUGAGCGCAUGGAGGCCGCGCAACGACGCGCCAUCGCAGGUGCAGCCUCAUCUGAUUCUGACGGAGACGUGGACAUGGAAGACGGCGGACGUGGCCGGCAACAACUCACCACCCGCGCCAACGGUGGCCUUGGUAUGAUCGGCGUGAGCGAUUCGAAGAAGGCUGAGAUCCGCGCUGUCGAGAAGCGCGAGCAGAAGCGGGAGCAGCGCCACAGGACAAAUUACCUGGCUGGAAACGAAAAACGUGCCAACCACCAGAAGCAUUUCCGCGACCACUUGCUCCAGUGA